This is a messenger RNA of Penicillium canariense, 1272 nucleotides long. RefSeq lists its product as uncharacterized. Gene Ontology annotation, biological process: ribonucleotide metabolic process; RNA catabolic process. The record is from RefSeq and is a predicted model, not a curated record. The coding region runs from base 1 to 1272 and encodes 423 amino acids. NCBI's taxonomy places the organism in Eukaryota, Fungi, Ascomycota, Eurotiomycetes, Eurotiales, Aspergillaceae. Gene Ontology annotation, cellular component: nucleoplasm; ribonuclease H2 complex. The transcript has a single exon.
AUGCCCCGCACUCGCUCUACGGCUCCGUCAGGGCAGUCUGGACCUGCUCCUGAACAGCAGACGAGAAAGUUGACAGCUGCCGAAAUCCCCAGCAAGACCUUUAUACUUCCGUCCAACACCAGCGCCAAAGCGCGUCUGCUCUCCCUACCGAACCCACAGUCCGGCGAGCUAUCCCGUUACUUCUUCUGCCCAGAACGCGGUAUCUUCGAAUUUACGGUUGUCGCGUCGCCGGCCUCGGCUCCUCGGAGUAUUUUAUUCACCCCUAACAAGCGUCAAUCGACCGAUACCGUGUCAGAACAUGAAGGGAAAUCGUCUGGGACGGCGUCAAUUGCCAAGAAGGCCGAAUUGCUGGUCGCAACACCCAUUGAUGCAAUCUUCUUCCUGGUUCCUCUGCUGUCAACCUCCUUAAAAUCUGGCCAAUUGCUCUUCCAGCCGCUGGACGACAUCAUCGACUCGAAUGACGACUUACACCCGCACUUCCGCCAUGUUCUCUACGAGGAGACGUUUCGCAACACCCUACUCGCACGCGCCAAAGCGAUCUGUGAUAUCGUGGAAGCAGGUGACGACAGCAUGUUCCGAUUCAGCGAGGCCAAGCUCCUCAAGGAACUGCUCGCAAAAGCAGAACGAAUGGCGGUGCAAGAGCUGCCGCUCAGCUUGGAGGAGCGGUUCAUCCGUCAAGCAUUGGCAGCUCCGCUGAUGUCGGUUAAGCGCGACGAUCUGUUGACUAACCAGACUGCGGGCAAUGACGAGACAAGCCCGACUGAAUCUGACGAGAGACAGGAUUCACCGUCGACACUGGCCACUACUGCCACCCCCUCGGUGUCGACCCCUGCUUCUGAAACUACACCUGCACCCCAGCCGGCUGGUGAAGGCUCCGAAGAUAUCCGCCGCUUGCAACGAAUCUCGACUGCCUUGUCAUUCAUGAAGGACUCUUAUUUAUCGUCUGCUCUGUCCUCUCGUCUGGAUGAAAUGCUCGCCGCCCCAGAAACCCCUUUGAAUUUCGCGCCAUUAACCGACCGUCUGAAGGAACUCACAGCUCUGCGGGCUGAGGCCCUAGCCUCUCGGGGCAUGUCUGACUUCAGCCGAAAACGCGGACUGGACGACGAGGAGGCUGAGGAUCGAGCUGAAAAGAAGCGCCGAAAGGAGGAAGAAGAGAAGAAAGCGAAGGCAGCUGAGUCACGGGGAGUCCGUGACCUGAAGAAAGUCAACACGACUGGCAUGAAGAAGAUGAGUGACUUCUUCGGAAAGGCCGCUGCUAAGAAGAAGACUUGA